UCUGAAUUUAGUAGUAAGAAAUUAUCAACAUUGUCGGUAUCAAUGUCAACAAAUAACAGAGAAUGUGUUCAAAACCGAACAAAAAAUAAAUAAACCAUCAUAUCAUCAAAUUAAUAUUUAGUAGUCCUGCUAGUAGCACGCAGUGGAGCUGUAAUCCUGACUGGCAUGUUCCCUAUGAGCCUUUGACACUGUUUAGUGAUAUUCUUGUCCCAUUCAUCUUGGAUUACUGCUUUUAAUUCUUCUAAAUUCCUAGGUUUACACUUUGAAACUGACUUUUUGAUAAUCUACCACAGAUUUUCAGUGAGGUUCAUGUCCGGGGAUUGAGCUGGCCACUCUCAGACCUGGAUACUGUUCUCCUGCAGCCAAAUUCUGCUGGCCCUGGAUGUGCGGCAAGGGGCAAUAUUUUGUUGAAACAUCCAAUUUUGACCUCGACAGAACAGAGCACGUGUAGAAGGGAGCAUGUGGGUUUGGAGAAUUGCACAGUAUUUGGCAGAGUUCAAUGUGCCAUCACAGAGAGUGAGAUGAUCAACACCAGCAACACUUGUGCAUCCCCAAACCAUGAUACUGUCUCCAACAUGCUUGACAGUAGGUACUGUACAUGAUGGAGAUAAUGUUUCACUUGGCCUUCUGCGUACCCUCACAUUAGCAGGAGGAAGAUAAAGCUGGAAACUGGACUCAUCUGACCACAGAAUCUUCUUCCAAUUCCUGGCUGUCCAGUUGUUGUGUGCUUGGGCCCAACGACACCGGGCUAACCUCUGUCUCUCAUUUAUCAGGGGCUUCUUAGUUUUGUAGGACCUUAAGCCAUGAACUAAAAGUCAGCCACAUACAGUGCAGGUGGACCACUGGACACUAGUUUGAUUUGACCACUGCUGCUGAAGCUCCUGUGAUGUCAUUGGACCAUUUUCUCUGCACAUGUGGAUCGGGAUAAUGCAAUUUUUUGCUGAAGGAUCGCUUGGAUGCCUAGAUCUUGGUUUGUCUUCAAAGUUGUUGGGUCGUCUGUAUUUCUGUGGAGUGUAUCCAAAUGCUGAAGGACUGCAUCUGCGCUUCCUGGCUACCUGGCAGCAGCUGGACCCUUCCUGGCUGACAAUCUGUAUCUACAGGCAUGUUUCCUGCAUUAGGUUCCUGGUUUUAGGCAUUUUUGUCUCUGAAGAACUUUCAAAUGUGCUGGCUUUAUAUAGACACAAAGCAUGUCUUUUAAUAAAAUGUAUGACCAUCAUUUGUGGAUCACUGGUACCAAAAUAACCCAAUGCUCAAAAUUUCUUAUGUAUUUUUGUGUAACCAAUCAGUUUAAAGUUUUUAAUAAUUCAUUUAAUUUGUUUAGUAUUUUAGCUGUGACUGUGCCAAAAGAAAUUGCACUUGAAGUCCCAAGUGUGAUUCUUAAUGCAAUAUUUCACAUAUGCAUGGGGUGUCUGAAAACUUUUUUACACCACUGUAAGUCUGUUGAGAGGAUGGAAGCUUUAAUAGACCAACAAUUAUUAUACGGUAUUUUCAACCUUCAGAAACAUUUAUUUUGAACAUUUCAACCACACAGAGGGAAAGUUUCUGAAUAAUACUGGAGGGGAAAAAUAAUCAACCCUUGAGAAGCUGCAUUGUACUGCAGGAGUGCUUUGAGACAUUGAGAGCUUCCCAAGAAUGUUUUGGUAUAUUUAGAAAAGUCAUUUUCUGUGUCACAAGGUCAGCAUUGGAAUCCAUUGUUGCUGCCAUUAUUCUGAGUUGACAACAGCUGUCGUUGUGCGCCACAGAGGAGUGAGAGUUAAACGUGUCAAGGUCAAGCCUACAGGUGGAUAUAGUGGGUGGAGCGCAGUAACACCAGCUUCAUCCAGGCAAUGCUGUAGGAUCUCAUGGGCAACUUCCAGGUUCUUCUACAUUGUCUUCAGGAAUGUUGCUGCUGUGUGGAACAUAACUCAUCAUGCUUCAAGCUCCAUAAGGAGACUGAGUCUACAUUAUCAACUGAUGGAGUCUGACCAUGGAUGAUGAGGUUGACCCCAAUGAAGAAAAUGUGAACUCUGUCUUGGCUCAAGAAUCCUCAGAACUUUUCCACAUUCUUAAUGGACAGUCUCCCACAGUCAUAAUGCAGCUGUGCCAAAUGAUGGCCAGUGAAGCUGGGUGGCAAAACCAGUUGUCCGCUGCUAGCUCCUCGACAAAUCCCAUCCAAGCCAUGUUGGAUUACUUCAGGACGGCCAGGGCUGAAAAAUGCCGCAUCUUCCUUCAGAGUGUGUGUCUCUGGUGUGAGAACAUCCCCAUGCGUCUGGAGUCGAGGCUCAUGUCAGUGGCUGGAGAUACAAGCAGUGAUCUCAAUCUAGAGGAUCAGAAUUCCCCAUCCCCACCUUCAGAGGAGCAGUUGAUGAAACGUCCACGGAUUGAUCACUGGGAUCAGUACUUUACUUCUGUGCGAGGUUUGCUGCAGAGGAGAUGGGAGCGACUUACAGAGCGCCUAGUCAAGGAUGUCCAGCUGGAGAAUGUGUGGGUUAGCCUGAGAACUACAAACAGAGUCAGGGAUAGGCCUGACCAAACCCCUGGGUCAGCAGACAGAGGGAGCAGAACACCAGAGUCUGAUGGGGAUUAUAUAUUCUUGGAGUCCAGACUGACUUUGGAGACCUUCCUCCAGGGAUGUGAAGGAAAAGUGACAGUUCUCGUCGGCCAGGCCGGGUCUGGAAAAACUCUGUUAAUGUCUUGUCUGGGACAGCAGUGGGCAAAUGGCCUAGGCCCUAUCCCUUCAUCUUACUUGUUUGUCCUGCUAGAGUUUCGUCAGCUCAAUCUAUUGUCCCGCCCUCUUACCCUGGCUGAGCUGCUGCUCCAGCACUACCUCCCUCCAAAUGGGGGCAACGAUGCACAGAGCGCGAUUGUGGACUGCCUCCUUUCCAAUCCAGAGCAAAGCUGUUGGGUUCUAGAUGGCUACGAUGAGUUUCACGGCAAACUCAACAGACAGGAGAUGCAGCGAGAACCGCUGGACUUAGAAAACCCUCUGCCCGUUGCAGACCUCAUUUCAGGAUUGUUAAAUCGUCAGCUUCUUAAAGGAAGCACCGUGCUGGUCACCUGUCGUGUACGUGAUGUUAUGGAUUUGGACGGCGUGUCAGAUAAAGUCGGCCAGCUGCUGGAAUGGGGCCACCAUGAGAUCAAGGAGUACGUGGACAAGUUCUUUGGUGUAAAAGGUCACUCAGCAGACAGAGCUCUUGGAGCACAAGCAGCGGAUCUCCUUCUCUCCAGUCGACACCUUCUUGCCAUGUCUUCCCUCCCUGCCCUCUGCAACAUCUGCUGCAUCUGUCUGGAGCAUUUACUGCUGGAAGGCACACAGAUCUCAGGAGAAAGAAGUGGGGAAGAGGACAGUAGAGGAGAGCCUCGUGCACACAGUGAACAAGGUGGAAAGAGAGAAGGCAGCGAAGACAUAGCAAAGGGUGGAACAAAUGGCAGAGCUCAGCUAUGCCCCACACUAGCCCAAAUCCCCACCACCCUCACCCAGGUCUACCUCACUGUUCUUGGUGCGUUUCUCGGCCGUGGCUCAAAUCAAGGAGGAAGAGAUUUCAGGCCACGGGAUGAAAGAUUUCCUCAGAGUACUGUGAACACACAGACCACUCUGAGUCAGUAUCGAUUGUGUACGUUGAGCCGACUGGCGUGGAGAGGUUUAGAGGAAAGCAAGAUUCUCUUUGAAGAAGAAGACAUUCCACAAGAUGUUUUAGAGUUUUCAGUCAGGACAGGGCUCAUGUCACAGGUGGAGCUCAGGCGUCAGGAUGGGAUGCUUGUCAGCGCCUACUGCUUCAUUCACCUGACGGUGCAGGAGUUUUUGGCUGCGCUUAGACUCAUGACUAGUGCUGAUGUUAGUGAUGCACAACUCAAGAAGAGAUUCAGUCUUAAAACCCGCUGGACAACCAAAUCAAACCACAAGACAGUCUUCACUGACUCCCUGUACCUGUAUGUAUGUGGUUUGGCUUCCCCACAAUGCACUCCAGCCUUGGUUCAAUUAGCCAGGGCUUCGGGUGGAACAAGAGUCCAAAGUUGGGUCCAGAAACGACAAGAGCUGGUUCGGAAAAUGCUCAAAACGCUGUGUCAAAGCAACACUCUAACUGGGCCAAAGAUACUGGAGCUUUGCCACUGCGUCCAGGAGAGCCAGGACCACCAACUGGCCAAGCAGUUUGUGGAUGCAAGACCUACCCUUGAGCUGCGCAAUAUCAGGCUACUACCUAAUGAUAUCGAGGCUCUGGCUUUUGUAGUUAAUGCAGGAGGAGAUAAUGACAUCGGUUUGGACUUUGGAGCAUGCUCAAUGGAGCUGGAGUGUUUAGAUGUCCUGUCCAGGUGCCAGUCCAUUCAUUGCCUCAGUUUUCGCAGCCGCAAGUACGGUGAUAAGUUUGCAGAGAAGUUGGCCUCUGUUUUGCCUGAAUUCACAGCCCUGAGGAAACUAGAGUUCUGUGGUUCCAGUCUGACUGCUAUGGGAGCAGCUUGUUUGGCAUCUGGUCUGCAGAAGUGUCCCGACAUCACUGAAAUCAAUCUAAGUGACAACAAUCUGAAAGACAACGGAAUCGGGCACAUCGCUGAGAUUUUUACCAAACUGCAAAAACUGGUCUCUGUCAUGCUGGGACGAAACAACACCUCUCUGAAAGCAGUGGACUAUCUCAUUGAGAAAAUGUCUUCGUGUUUGAACAUCCAACACGUUUGUGCUGAUGGGAUGAAAGAAGUGUCAGUAACGUUUUCCCCAGACACAGAUAAGAUCAGCCAUAAAACUAAACCCAAACCAACAAUCAGCUUGUUGAACCAAGAUUGGAGCAAGCCUGAGAUGCGAAACCUUGCCAGAACAUUGGCUCGCUGCCCUUCCCUGUCCGUAUUGGAUCUGUCUGGAGGCCAAUGGGAUGAGCAAACUUUAAAGACCCUGAUUCAGUUUUUGCCAGAGAUCCGCAUCACCGAGAAAAUCAUCUUGAAUGACAGCUGCUCAUCAGUGGAGAGUUUGGUGAUUCUGACUUCUCUGCUGUCUCAUUGUCCUCCUGUGGUGGAGCUUCACAUCAGACUACAGAGUCCUGUUCAAGUGUCUAUAGUGUUCUCUGGAGGGAGUGAAAAACCUGCAAAUGAAGUAUCUAAAAUGCUCUGUCUCAGCUGCUGUAAUCUGCUGCCUGCUGACCUGGAAAGAGUGUGGAAAAGUUUGGGAACCUCGUCUGGUCUCACUUUGUUGGAUUUGUCGAAUAACAGUUUAGGCAACAAAGGUCUGAGGAAGUUGUUGGAUGUCCUGCCUUGUCUUAGCAACAUCCAGGAAAUCAAUGCCAGUAACAAUGGCAUCGGUAUGGAGGGAGUGGUGAUGCUGGCCGAUGCUUUAUCCUCCUAUGACAGCUUAACACAAAUUCUCAUCAGUGAUGGCGGCAAAGACCAGGUGAUUCUAAAGUUCUCCCCUAAUAAAAGUGAUGACAAAGAGCAGCUAAAGAUGUUCAGAAUAAGGAACAGCAGCCUCCUCCCCUCUAAUGUAACCACUCUGUGCACAAGAUUGGUCCAGUGUGGCUCCCAUUUGGAGUUAGAGUUCUCCCACUGCUCACUGACAGACAGGGCAAUCAAGAAUCUGCAGAAAGUGUUGCCAAAGAUGAUGUCGCUGCAGAGACUCAAUGUCAGCCACAGCAUCACAUCCACAACUGAUGCACUGACACUAGUGAGUUGUUUGAAUGACAGUCAGCGAGUCACAUCAGUGGAGCUCAGGCCUCAGAGUGAUUCCUUCAUCAGUUUUGGAGCAGUGAAAGCAGAAGUGAAAGUGAGCUGCAGGGUAACAGGUUUUUGUCUGAAUGGUGGCAACUUGGACAGACUGCUUGAGAUCCUGCAGGGACCUCGACUGUCUCAUCUGGAUUUAUCAAGUAACCAACUGGAAGACAAAGGAUUGAAGUGUUUGGUGGACUUUCUGCCCAGACUUAAAAUCAGCAGCUAUGUCAACCUCAGUCACAAUCGACUGACCCAGCAGGGGCUGUUGGAUGUAGCCAGCACACUGUGUACCUGUCCUGAUGUCUCUUCUGUGGAAGUCAGUUUGGGAGAAGAGGAGAGGUGUCUCAUCUGGUUCAGACAAAGUGGAGGUUGUGAAAAGAGUCUUAGUGUCAGAGAAAGCAGUUUGAAGCGUGACCAUCUGGUCAGAUUAGUCGAUAUUGUACCCAACUAUCCCUGUGUGGCCAAACUGGAGUUCAAGAACAAUCAGCUGCAGUCAGAGUGGAUUGAAGAGUUUGUGAAGCUGUUGGACGGCAGUGAGAGAGGAUGCAUCAUCAGUAUUGAGGAGUCUUGGAUUCGAUCUGAGGCAGCUGUGUGUUUGUUGUGUCGCUGUUUGGACCUCAGUAGCAACAUUCAAACCAUCAGUAUUCACCAAACAACGCUCCACCUUUCUCUGAUGAAGUCUGCUGAAAUGACUUCAGUCAGUGAUGACGCUGCAGAUCCAGCUCAAUCAAUGGCCGUAAAGAAAAUUGGCCUGGUAGACUGUGCAGUUGAUGGCAGCCAGCUGUCGUUGAUGGAGAAAAUCAUCGAGAGAUGUCCUUUACUGACUGAGCUGGAUGUUUCCUACAACAUCCUGGGUAUAGUUGGAGCCACGUUUCUCUGUUCUUCUCUGCCAACGUUGCCAAAUCUCACUACUCUCAGUAUUGCAUCCAAAGAGGUAGAUUUGACUCUAACUGAGAAGUUUUCACAGGCUUUCCUGCAGUCUACAGCCAUUCAGCACUUAAAUCUAUCCGGUCACAUGAUCAGUAACACAGCAGCUGAGAAUAUGGCCAGAUUUUUGCCUCGUCUGCGAUCACUCCAUCUGUCUCAUUGUGUAUGGUUUGAGGCCGGAGGGCUGCAGCUCAUGGAAACUCUGGAACAGUGUGUCAAUCUGGAAGACCUUUGCCUGGACUGUGUGCAGCUGAAUGAGCAGAGCAGCAUCUUUCUGGCACAUGCACUGAGGAGUAUCACCUUAAUACGCAAUCUCAGGCUGAAUAAGAUCGCCACAGCAAUGGAACAAUCCCAAACGAACAGCUUGCUGGAUCUCCUGGCUGCUAUGGAUGGACUCACACAGAUACAGGGGAUAGAGCUGGACAGCUGGAGGAUGGCUGAUGCAGGAAUAGAACAGCUGACCAGACUCCUUCCUGUCUGGAAAGACCUCAAGAAGAUCAGUCUUUCAAAAAACCUUGUCAGUGACCAAUCAGGAGAGACGCUGCUCGAGGCUUUGAGGAGCUGUAGUCAUCUGGAGGAGCUGCAUCUUUCCAGUAACAGUCUUGGCGACCUCACUGCUGCUAAAAUGGCAGUUGUUCUUCCAUCACUGACACACCUCACUGUGUUAGAUAUUUCAGAGAAUCGUAUUGGAUGUGAGGGUUCCUCUAAUCUGUCCAAAGCAAUAAUGAGCAUGAAGAACCUCAGGAAGAUUAAUCUGACCGCUGUUGGGACUUCAGAGCUUUGUCCUGUCGCUGCCAGUCUGGCCCACUGUCCCCUCAUACAGGAUGUGGGUCUGGGAUGGAAUAAUUGCAGCGAUGACGUGGCACUGGAGCUGGCCAGAGUUUUGCCUUUGUGCCACAACCUGACCCAGAUAGACCUGGAGUCCAACAAUGUGAGUGUUUAUGGGGCCACGGCUCUGCUUAAAGCUUUACAGUAUUGCCCUGCUCUGCACCUCAUCAGACUGUGGAGGAACAAAGUGCUCCAGAGUGAAGCCCAGAGGCUCAGUCAGACGGACAGGAGGCUGAAUUUCUCAUUCACAUAAGUCAAUCCGUCCUGCUGGAUGGAGCAGAAGCAUCAUUCCAGUUCAUCAGAGGUGAAUCACAGCACAGAACUGCUUCAACCGCACACAGAGUUCAUUCUUCUUUCCUCUCUAUGGGUUUGUCACUGCAAAAUGCCUAAAUUCCAAGUUCCUACAACAUAUAAUGUAGGAAUGUUCCCCAUUUUUGCGCAUAUUUAAAUGAAUGAUUUUGCACCUGUUAGCUUCUAGUUUCACAGCAGUAAACUGGUGUAAUUAGCCAGUGAUGUAUCACUGUCUCUUCAGCCUGGAGCCAAAUUAAUGAACCUUUCUGAUGGUCCAUGCUGGGUGUGGAAAUCAGAAAGUUGGUGUGUUGUGGAUAUUACACCGAAAGACUUCCGUUUUGACUUGUGCAUCACACAAAUCCUUUAGUUUCUGGAGAGCUUCUGGACAGAACACAGAGAUGGCUGUUAGAAUAAUAUGCUGAUUUAAUGCAAAAAGAAAUGACUUUAAAGUAACUGUCUGUGUUACUGUAGACUACAGUUAAUUAAAAUGCAGAAAGGUAAAGUUUGAAAAAGUCAGGAAAUACAGUCUGAAAGCUGUGAAGCUUCUAAAACAGGGGUGUCAAACUCAUUUUCUUCAGGAGCAAUUUGGUCUCAAGUGACCAGUAAAAUCAUAACAUAAUAACCUAUAAAUAACCACAACUCCAAAUUUUUCCUUUGUUUUAGUGCAAAAAAGUUCACAUUUAAGGAAUUAUCUUUUUUUUUUUACUUUUUUUUUUUUACAAAUAAUUAUGAACAACCUGAAAUUUCUUUAGCAAAAUAAAUUCAAUUGCAAUCCACCGAAAGUCAGAUUAAAAAAAACAAAACACAAUAUUACAAACACGAGACACAAAACGACAAAAGUGAGAAACAAAACAACCAAAAAUGAGACGAAAGACAUGAAACAAAACAAAAAAGAGACAAUUAGACAAAAAAAGUUAUAAAGCACCAAAAAAUGGACAAACAACAAAAAUGAGACAAAACACAGAACAAGAAAAAUGCUACACAAAACAACGAAUAAAACGAAACACAGUGACAAAAAUAAGACAAAAAACACAAGCGAGACAAAAAGGAAACACAGAAUGACAAAAACGAAAAACAAAAUGACAAAAACAUGAGACAAAUGACAAAAGUCAGACAAAACAUUACAAAAAUGAGACACAAAAUGACACAAGAACGGUGAGCAAAAUAGUAUUUUACUUUCACAACAACUUCUCAUGGUCUAGAAGUUAUUUUAAAUUUAUAGUUUUACAAAUUGCAGUUAAUGUUUUCUCUUUAAUUUUUACACUUUACCAAGUUGUCCGCAUGUUUGACACCCCUGCUCUAAAAGUUCAAAGUGAGACUUUUUUAAAGACUGCUUUUGCUAAAUCAGACAUGGUCAAAGCGGUGAACCAGCUCGUUGAGUUUUCUUUCUUAGUGCAAUAAUGCAGACUUUUGCCUGACAGACACAGCUGAGGGUGAACAGAGCACAGGAAGAUUUAUCCAUGAGUCAGAGGAAACCGUUAAUGUGGGACAAUUGCAAAAUAAUUCAAAAAUAGUUUUCUGUAGGGAGGGUUCCGUAGAAUAUUGUGGAUGACACAUGUUGUAAUUUACUUUGGGUAUUUAGCAACUCAUGUAAUCAUAAAUGUAACAGCGUAAACCCUGACGAUCCAAAUGGACACGCAUUAGGACUGUGACACGGUUUGAAAUCUGUGGAUUCAGUGGACUUUCCACACCAUCGCUGCUCUUUCCUCCAACACAAACUGCUGUGAGACUAGAGGCCACGUCGUGUUCUUUAUCUUUCGUUGUUUCACGAAGCUUUCCCGUGAGAAAACCUACUACUUUAAGUAUGCAGACUCUGACGUAACGAGUCCACUUUGCACUGCGAUGCGUUUACAACAAUCGGAGGCCACAUUACUGAAAACACAAUGAAUCACAAACUCACAGUGAAGAAGAACUGAUCUGCUCUUCCAGUCAUUCUAGGUCGUGGUCUCGAUCCAAAUUGCGUAUUUAUUUCUGCUGUUCGUUCGGGAAAGAACGUAGCAAUAAUGUUUUUUUAAAUAUUUAUUUAAUUGUAAUUUAAGCUGAGUGAAACGUCUGGCAAAGGUUGAAUAAUAAAAUGAGAAUAUUUGAGACUGAAUUAAUAGCUUGCAUGUUUGUGCAACAGCUACAGUUCUCAUUAAUGAUAUUUGUUUAGUUUAUAACAGAUACUACUGUUCUAACACCGAUGCACCUUAUUUUAUAUCAUUUUCCCUCAUGUACUGUUGUUUAUCAUUUGCUGUUUUUUCAUUGUUUUUUAUUGUGAUGUUUACACUGGAUUUAAACCUGCUCAGGUUGAGUUGCUCUUUUGUGUAGUUUAUCUGUUAAAAGCAACUGUUGUUAAGGUUUGUUUUCAGGUUAUGAUUGAUGUUCUCCCAUGAUAUGUUGCCUGUAUUCUUGACAUUCAGAGAAUUUCAUUAAAAUGUUAGCUAAUAAUUAAAAACACUUGAGUUUACACCUUUA
Amphiprion ocellaris (clown anemonefish) is the source of this 10170-nucleotide messenger RNA. RefSeq names its product NLR family, CARD domain containing 5 (gene nlrc5). Gene Ontology annotation, molecular function: protein binding. The coding region runs from base 1967 to 7675 and encodes 1902 amino acids. The transcript is spliced from 57 exons. The record is from RefSeq and is a predicted model, not a curated record. Lineage: Eukaryota; Metazoa; Chordata; Actinopteri; Pomacentridae. Gene Ontology annotation, biological process: inflammatory response; positive regulation of MHC class I biosynthetic process; positive regulation of transcription by RNA polymerase II.